This is a messenger RNA of Ictalurus punctatus (channel catfish), 9747 nucleotides long. RefSeq names its product solute carrier family 30 member 9 (gene slc30a9). Gene Ontology annotation, molecular function: monoatomic cation transmembrane transporter activity. NCBI's taxonomy places the organism in Eukaryota, Metazoa, Chordata, Actinopteri, Siluriformes, Ictaluridae. Gene Ontology annotation, cellular component: nucleus; membrane. Bases 134 to 3562 code for a protein of 1142 amino acids. The transcript has 34 exons. Gene Ontology annotation, biological process: meiotic DNA double-strand break formation; positive regulation of transcription by RNA polymerase II; zinc ion transport. The record is from RefSeq and is a predicted model, not a curated record.
UUAUGGACUGGCUGCCAUACAUGUAGAGAUGCUGAUUUAAGAAUUUUUUUUUUAAUGUUUUACAGCUGGAGCUUCCUCCUCCUCCUCCUCCUCCUCCUCCUAUCGGUCUCUGAUCGAACCAGAGCUUCAGAAAAUGGAGACUAAACUGAAACAGGUGAUUAGGUUGCUGAUGGUUCUGAUCCGCAGUAACCGCGGGAAGUCACGCGCUGUCGGUAAAGGCGGGUUACUGGUGCUGCUGUCCACACAGCUCACACCGCCGACAUACACCGUUGCAGCUGCCGGUCCCUGGUGUUCCAAAGUGGCUAAGAAAAACAUUAAGAAAGAGGCUGCAGACAGACUUUCCUCCUUUGUCUCUCUUUGUAUCUGCCCUUACCCUGAAGAGCUCUGCAAGUUUUCAGAUAACUUUGGGCCUUUACGCUUUGCACAUUCAUUCCAGGUAGAACAGAACUGCCAAGAAUUGGAGAUUAAGAGAUUUCUUCAUAGAUUCAGUCUGGUUCAUGCUCAGAUUACAGUUAUCUUCAAAGUAAGGAAUAAAGAACAAACAAACCAGCAAGUAUUCAGUGUCAAGAGUACAUAUUCCAUGGUGGGUCGCUCCAUUGCCAUGGACAGUACCGCAUUCGGACAGACUCCGUUCUCUGUGAGGUCUCUCCCUUCAUGUAGCCGGAUGCACCCAGUUUUAGGGGAGACACUCCCUCUCUUACUUUCUUCUGAAGCUGUGGAGGCCGAGUUGUGUGGGGAGGUGAGCAUCGCUACCAUGGCUGUGCUCGGACCCUGCAUGAAGCAGUACCCCAACUGGCCAACUCGCAUCUCACACAUAUGCUUGUUAGUGUAUAGUCCCAGCGGCGUUCCUCUAAUGCGAGGAGAGAGUGAGCUACAGCUGAGCUUCCUCCAGAGCCUGGCUGACUCUAUGCCCUGGGGAGAGCUGGGCCUGCCUCAAGUCCACUGUAGUCAAACACACACUGCUCAUGGCAAUCUGUGCGCUGAAGUGGAGUUCUCAAUAAACAACGAUCACAGUGAGGAACCUAAGCCUGAAUGCAGCCGGGCAGUGAGUCAGGAUGUGAAGCUGGAACAGAGUCGUCCUGUGGAGCAAACACUCACCAUGUUCCUUUUCAUCCAGCAUAAUGACCCCUUUAACCCCCAGCUAUCUGACUUGAUAACAAGUGAAGAGACUUUAGAGACGCACUUGGACAUGGUGCUGUGGUACAAUGGAGAGAAAGUGAGGUCAGCACUGCAGUCUCUACUGGAAAAUACCCUCAAGAAAUACCUUAAAAGAAAUAAGUCCAGUGAAACGUUUCAGUCGGCCAUGUCGGUGAUCUUGAGCUCUGUGAACAGUAUUGUGAGCGGCAGUAGCAGCAUGGAGUUUCGCUCUGCCUGUCUAAAUAGUAUGAAGGUACAGAACACCCACGAUAUGUCUAUAUCCUUGCAUCAAACUCUCCAGAGAGUCAUUAAUGGCCGUUUUACUUCCCAUCCCAGGUGCACAGCUGAAAAGGCUGAAGAAGAAGCUGUUUCUGAACAGAAUAGCACUGAGACUUGUGUAGAGGGACUGCCUGGCAAGAGGGCUCACAGAGAUCAGGAGCAGUCUCCAUUACUCUCAAAGAGACAGUGUCCAGAGACCAGUGUGGGGGAUUCAGAAGCCUCUGCGAGCAGUUUGUGGGAGACUCUGCCGAGCCCGAUGACGUCCCUGUUCUGUGCACCGCUAUCUGAGGGACUGGGUGAAGAAAAGGGUUUAGCAGGAUCUUCAUCUGGCUCCCUAUAUACUACUGAAAUAAAAAACCAAGAGGUGAAGAGCAAGUUAGGAUUAAGGAUUGUCAGGUUCCAGCGGUGUUCUUACAGACUUGCCACAGCGAGGAUGUUCUCCUGCCUGGCACAUCAGCCAUGGCGGACUUUGUGCAGGAUUUACCUGAACCAGCAAGCUCACCUGAGCUCACGGCCAUGUUAUGGCUGGCAAAGCAGAUGUAAAGGCCACAGUCUGUGGUUUAGGUUCCCUGACCCCAGAGGAGCUUCUAUAGCCUGGGCACAGGUUCAGUACUUUUCUACUGCCGGCAGCAGUAAAGAUGGACCACCAACAGAAUCAGGACAAACUGGGACAAAACAGACCACAGACGAAGUGCUCGCUGCUCAGCCCUCCAAAGAGUCGGCUGGAUCUAAACCUCUGAGUCUGUCAAAAGCAGAGAGUAUACAAGUAAAAGUGCGAGCGGUGCUGAAGAAGCGGGAAUACGGUACCAAAUACACUCAGAACAAUUUCAUCACUGCUGUCAGGGCCAUGAACGAGUUCUGCCUCAAACCAAAUGACCUGGAGAAACUGAGGAAGAUCCGUCGACGGAGUCCUCACGAUGACACAGAGGCGUUCACGGUCUUCUUACGCUCAGACGUUGAGACCAAGGCUCUGGAAGUUUGGGGCAGUAUGGAGGCCCUUGCUCGAGAGAGGAAUCUCAGGAAGGAGGUGGAGCAACUGUACCAAGACAAUAUAUUCCGCAAUCAGCAGUUGUUAAAGGAGUACAAGGAUUUCUGGGGAAACACAAAACCUCGAUCAGGCAAAAGGGCUACUUUCCUCCAGGGGCCAGGAAAGGUGGUGAUGGUAGCUAUAUGCAUAAACGGACUGAAUUUCUUUUUCAAACUUCUGGCGUGGGUUUAUACUGGAUCAGCCAGCAUGUUCUCAGAGGCCAUCCAUUCCCUGGCAGAUACCUGUAACCAGGCUCUUCUUGCACUGGGAAUAAGUCAGUCUGUGCGUAACCCUGACCCUGGCCACCCGUACGGCUUUUCCAACAUGCGCUACAUCGCCUCCCUCAUCAGCGGAGUGGGCAUUUUCAUGAUGGGUGCCGGCCUGUCCUGGUACCACGGCAUUAUGGGACUUAUGCACCCUCACCCAAUAGAUUCGCUGCUCUGGGCAUACUGUAUUUUAGCUGGAUCUCUAGUUUCAGAAGGAGCAACACUCCUGGUGGCCAUUAAUGAAAUCAAGAAGAGUUCUCUUAAGCAAGGACUCUCGUUCUAUGAAUAUGUAAUGCAAAGUCAUGACCCCAGUACGAAUGUGGUCCUGCUGGAGGAUGCUGCAGCUGUUCUGGGUGUGGUGAUUGCUGCAGGCUGUAUGGGUCUGACCUCACUGACAGGUAACCCUUAUUAUGACAGUCUUGGUUCCCUGGGUGUAGGCACUUUGCUGGGAACUGUCUCAGCCUUCCUUAUCUACACCAAUACGGAGGCUCUGUUGGGUCGUUCCAUCCAGGCCGAGCAUGUGCAGAAGCUCACAGAGUUCCUGGAGAACGACCCUGCUGUCAGAGCGAUUCAUGACGUGAAGGCCACCGAUAUGGGACUGAAUAAAGUGCGCUUCAAGGCUGAGGUGGACUUUGAUGGACGGGUAGUUACACGGUCCUAUUUGGAAAAGCAGGACAUUGAUCAGAUCCUAAACGACAUUCAGCAGGUGAAAACUCCUGAGGAGUUGGAGGCCUUUAUGUUGAAGCAUGGGGAGAACAUUAUCGACACCCUGGGGGCAGAGGUGGACCGUCUGGAGAAAGAGCUCAAGCAACGCAAUCCGGAAGUGCGGCACGUUGAUCUGGAGAUCCUGUGAGGCCGGAGAGGAGCACAGCGUCUGUGCGGCAGAGAAGAAGCCGGCCAAGUUUAAGGAGGUUUAGUUGGUUCUUCACCUCUACUGAACCAGCUCUAACCAACCAUCCAGAUGAAGUCUUACUUUCCAUCAGUACCCCAUCAUUGUAGCGCUCGCUCAAUUCCCAUGUUUGAUACUUCUGUAAGCUAGCAGUGCAGAAGGUGUUCCGUCAGGUCCAAAAGAGUUUAUACACUAGACCCAGUAAGCUUACACUCCUGAAGUCGACUCGUGUUUUAAUGUAGUAAUGCUGAUGUAGGAACGCUUUCAUAUCUUUAUAAAUUGUGUUAAGUUGGAAAUGAAAACCAUGAGCUGCUCCUUAAACAGCAUUCUGAGCUGAUGCAUAAAGAGAUUAAGCAGGUUUUUGGUUUAAGCUCACCAGGUGUCUGAUGAAUUUCAUUUGUAGACCAAGUUAACUCCUUUCAACAGGUCAGGUACCCUCCAAUGGGGGGAAAAUUCUGCUUAUUCCACAAGUGUUUUAAUCCCUGUACAAGUAAGUAUAGAAUACAAGGAUGAGUGAUGCUAUAUAGGUUGGGAUACUCUCAGAAAUGUUUUUGACAAAAAACCCUUAGGCUUUUUUUUUGAUGAUUAUAAUAAUAUAGAUUAUAUAAUAUAUAAAAUAAAUUUUCCCCUCAAGUUAUGAGUAACUGAAGGUGCUUAAUUGUAUUUUGUCAUCUCACUGAAUGAAAUGUAUGGGUUAAUUUAAUAAUGAUAAUAUAUUAAGUCACAUAUUGUGACAGUAUAUUGAGAUGAUAUGCUUGAUUCUAAAAUAGUCAAGUUUAUGGGAAGGUUUUUUUUUAAAACUCUGACAGGUAUUCACUGUAAAUCUUUCUUGAGUUCAUUGUAUGAUGAAUGAGAUUAAGGGUAUGGAAGUAACAGUACAUCAACCUUGACAGUAAGAGAGCUAAUAUAAGUUGAAUGGUAGAGGAUCAGAGAUGGGUUCAUCACAAAAGAUGACCGCCCAAGCUGUCGUGGCUGACCUUUUAGUGUAAACUACCUUAUAAUGCAAACUGCCACAUAGCAAAAGUUCAUGAAGUUAGAUUCCAACACAUUACAUCCCUAAGGAUUCACUGUUAUAUAUUUGAUUACCCCUUCUUAUAACACUGAUUGAGAAAUGUCUGGUAAAGAAUCCAAGUGCUGUGAUUACUUUGACUGUUUUCUUUAGUUCUGUACAGAACAGGUUUUGCUCUUCAUCUACAUCCUCUUCCUCUGCUAACAACAUUAGCACACAGCUAACACCGUAUCAGUCUAAACAGCUUAGUGGUUCGAAUUUAAUGUUAUGAACAGGGAGGCGAAAAGGGUUUGGGUUUACCAACAUCAAGUAAAAAUGAAUAAUCACAGAUUGGUGAGAGAAGUGACAUUUCGGCAGUUAAGAUUCUGAGCUAAUAAUAAGAAGGGCAUGGGUUCAAAUCCCAGGGCUGCUAGAGGUGCUCAGCUUUAUGCUUGGACUGUAUCCUGUCACUGAUAAGUGACUGGAUAAAAUUCUGCUUCUGCAAAGUGAAUAAAUGUCAUUGUUUAAAUAAACCAUCCUUUGUUACUUACUACUAAUACAGAGGUUCUUUGAAAUAGUAUCUCUACACCAUGUCUAUAGCGGAUAUGAGAUUACAACAGACAUGUUUCUGUGUCUUGAGCAAUAAACAGAGAGCCAUUUAAUUGAAACUCACAAUGGAAGCAAUUUUUUUUAAUUCUGUGAAUAAAUAUUUAUAAUGCAGGACUAUAUAAUUCAAUUCUACCACCGUGGUUUAGUGGUUAGCACAUUUCACAUUCACAAUUACCUCUGUGGUUGGGGGUUUGAAUCCUGCCUCCGCCCUGUGUGCACGGAGCUUGUAUGUUCUCCCAUUGGGGGCUUUCUGUGGGUACUCCAGUUUCCUCUCCCAGACCAGAGUCAUGCGUAGUAGCUUGAUUGGCAUCUCUUAAAUAAAUAAAUAAAUAAAUUUAAAUUGUUCGUAGUGGGUAUGUGUGGUUGUGCCCUGCAAUGGGUUGGUGCCCUGCAAUGGGUUGGUCCCCUGUCCAGAGUGUCCCCCGCCUUGUGCCUGUGUCCCCUGGGAUAGGCUCCAGACUCCCCCAUGACCCUGUGCAGGAUAAGCAGUACAGAAAAUGGAUGGAUAGAUUUGACAUGUUUUUAAUACAGAAUAUCUUUCCAUCUGAAAAAGCAUCUCUGAAAGAAAGUACGGUGCAUCCGGAAAGUAUUCACAGCGCUUCACUUUUUCCACAUUUUGUUAUGUUACAGCCUUAUUCCAAAAUGGAUUAAAUUAAUUAUUUUCCUCAAAAUUCUACAAACAGUGCCCCAUAAUGACAAUGUGAAAGAAGUUUGUUUGAAAUCUUUGCAAAUUUAUUAAAAAUAAAAAACAAAAAAAGCACAUGUACAUAAGUAUUCACAGCCUUUGCUCAAUACUUUGUUGAAGCCCCUUUGGCACCAAUUACAGCCUCAAGUCUUUUUGAGUAUGAUGCUACAAGCUUGGCACACCUAUUUUUGGGCAGUUUCUCCCAUCCUUCUUUGCAGGACCUCUGAAGCUUCAUCAGGUUGGAUGCGGAGCAUCGGUGCACAGCCAUUUUCAGAUCUCUCCAGAGAUGUUCAAUCGGGUUCAAGUCUGGGCUCUGGCUGGGCCACUCAAAGACAUUCACAGAGUUGUCCUGUAGGCACUCCUUUGUUAUCUUGGCUGUGUGCUUAGGGUCGUUGUCCUGUUGGAAGAUGAACCUUCGCCCCAGUCUGAGGUCCAGAGCGCUCUGGAGCAGGUUUUCAUCAAGGAUGUCUCUGUACAUUCCUGCAUUCAUCUUUCCCUUGAUCCUGACUAGUCUCCCAGUUCCUGCCGCUGAAAAACAUCCCCACAGCAUGAUGCUGCCACCACCAUGCUUCACUGUAGGGAUGAUAUUAGCCAUUGAUGAGUGGUGCUGGUUUCCUCCAGACAUGAUGCUUGCCAUUCAAUCUUUCAUUUCUCAUGGUCUGAGAGUCCUUCAGGUGCCUUUUGGCAAACUCCAAGUGGGUGGUCAUAUGCCUUUUACUGAGGAGUGGCUUCCAUCUGGCCACUCUACCAUACAGGCCUGAUUGGUGGAGUGCUGCAGAGAUGGUUGUUCUUCUGGAAGAUUCUCCCCUCUCCAAAGAGACAUGCUGGAGCUCUGUCAGAGUGACCAUCAGGUUUUUGGUCACCUCCCUGACUAAGGCCCUUCUCCCCCGACCGCUGAGUUUGGCCAGGCGGCCAGCUCUAGGAAGAGUCCUGCUGGUUCCAGACCUCUUCCAUUUACAGAUGAUGGAGGCCACUGUGCUCACUGGGACCUUCAAUGCUGCAGAAAUGUUUCUGUACCCUUCCCCAGAUCUGUGCCUCGAUACAGUCCUGUCUCGGAGGUCUACAGACAGUUCCUUGGACUUCAUGGUUUGGUUUGUGCUCUGACUUGCAUUGUUAACUGUGGGACCUUAUAUAGACAGGUGUGUGCCUUUCCAAAUCAUGUCCAAUCAACUGAAUUUACCACAGGUGGACUCCAAUCAAGUUGUAGAAACAUCUCAAGGAUGAUCCGUGGAAACAGGAUGCACUUGAGCUCAAUUUUCAGUGUCAUGGCAAAGGCUGUGAAUACUUAUGUACGUGUGCUUUUUUUUUGUUUUUUUUUAUUUUUAAUAAGUUUGCAAAGAUUUCAAACAAACUUCUUUCACGUCGUCAUUAUGGGGUAUUGUUUGUAGAAUUUUGAGGAAAAUAAUUAUUUUAAUCCAUUUUGGAAUAAGGCUGUAACAUAACAAAAUGUGUAAAAAGGGAAGCGCUGUGAAUACUCUCCGGCUGCACUGUAAUGUACUGAUCCGCUUACAAAUACUAAAAAUUCAUGAAGUCAUUACUCCUUUAUAGGUGAACUUAAGUAAACUUUUCUGUUCAUUUGUCAGCACAAAGAAAUGUGUGGUAAUCGCCCAUCUGCUGCACUCAGAAUUAAAGGUACCAGGUUGUACUUUUCCUUGUCACUGGGGUGGUAUCUUUUGUACUUUUAGCAUGUAUCCUUUACUUGGAAAGGUGCAUGUGGUGUACCUUUUAAUUAGCUUUAGAGUAAAGUUUUAAAGGUACAUCAGUACUCCUCAAGGUCCAAGUAUAUACUGUAAUUAUUUUUUAAAGAUACACUACCUUACUAUUCACCUUACCAGGUAACAGAUACGUGCUAAACAUACAAAAGAUGUACCCUUGAUGGUACCAGGAAAAUGACAGUUUCUGAGAGGGAAGAAUCUAAUAUUUGUUUGUGAUGUUUUCUUACAAAUAUAGUUGUUUCGUUUUCUCAUAAUAUAAACAAGCUAGUCAGUUAAUUUAUACCACCUGAGAACAUGUCCAGGCAGGUACUAAGGAUGUGGUAAAUUCUGUAAUGCACUAAGGUGCUGUAAAUGUGCUGUUCAUCUUAAUGAACAAAUAGAUCUACUUGUCCUGUGAGUUACAUACCUGACAGCUUGCUUGCAUCUGCAUUAAGGUGAAAACCUCCUUGUGAGAAUUUUUUUGGUGCAUCCUGCAGGAUAGCAAAAUUCUAAUCCUGAUGCCUACAGUAGGUCUAGUCUCAACCAGAUGACCCUUCCAGCUUUCAGUCUGAACUAAAUAAUAUGUUUGUAUUCUGUUACAUCCUUACUGUCUAAGCUAUUUUAAGUAUUUAUGCAUUUCAGAUGCAUUUUGUUAAACCUUUAAAGAAUUGAUUGAAUAAAUUCAUUAAUUUAUGAAACUGUAUUAAGCCGAUUUGUGUUGUUUUGAGGUUUUUUGACCGUUGUUUUGUGUGGAAUAUUUACGCUUAUAUAGGCUAGCUACAUACAGUGUGCGCGGUUUAUUUCUUCUUUAUUCACUUUAUUUCUUAAUUCUUCUUUUUUAACUUCUUCAUUUAAAUUCCUUUCAGAGUUUUAUGUUUAAAUGCUCGUGUUGUUGUCUGAGAGUUGCCAAACUAAAUGUCGAUGUAUUGUAUACAAUGACAAUAAAGCACCUUACCUAUUUGUCCACUCAAACCUCCUUGUGUGAAAUAGACGAGCCUGAAAUGCGCUAACGCCAUUGGUCAGCCGAGUGAGCCCCGAGACCCGUCUUGCAUUCUGAUUGGUUGAGGCCGCCUUCCAUUAAGUAAGCCCACGGGAACUCCAGCCGUCCAUCAAGAGCUUCACGAGCUCCUCACACGGUGUGACGGAUUUCAGCAGCGUCUGAGAGCCGACAUGGACCGAGUGGAAUUUCUCAAAAUGAGGAUUUUAGCGUUAAAUUGUUGUUUUAAUUGUAUAUUUUUUCCGCAGUGUGUAUUCAUUUACGACUGAUUUAAUUAGUGCUUACAGAGGAAUAUCCUAAUUAGAAGCGAGUCGAUCAGGAAUAUAUAUAUUUAUAUAAUAUAUCUGUGGCGCUCAGCGUGAAGAAAGAGAAAGGUAGAUGUACACCGACUGAAUCUGCUGCUGCAUGUCCUCCCUCCAUCACCGACUUCAACUGUAUGUUUUAAGAAAGAAGAAGAAGAAGAAGAAGAAAGAAAAAACCUGGAAAUGACAGCAGUAUCUUCAUUAUUUCCCAGCCCUCCUCUUCUGUCAUGUGGAUAAAUAAUUUCUGGUGCUGUUCUGCUCUGUGCUUUGAGCCUCUUUACAAUGCUGCCUUGUGGCAUCAGUAUCAAGCAGCAUUGUACAGGGCUAUGAGAGCACAGAGACCAAAUACACCACCAUAUUCCGUCCUCCGUCCUCACAGUAUCAAUGUGGUACAUUCUGCUGAGAGAUCAACCAUCGGCUCUGGGAUCCAUCCUGAACUGUGCAGCCAACAAGGAAAGACACCUUCUAAUUUGGGAUAUUUUAUAUAUGUGUGUGUGUGAUUUUGAGCCUUAUGUCACUUUGCAAUGUAAUCUAUAGGCUAUUUGAUGCAUCAACAUCCAGUGUGGUUUGUAAUCAUCUGAACAUGGAUCCAGCUCUCAGCUUUGUGCUCCAUCUUGUUGGAUUUUGACUGGUUCUAUAUACAGGCUAUAUAAAGACUAUAUAUAGCCUUUUAAUAUGUAGCAUCCUCAUUUUGUUUUUGUUUUUUUUUAAUCUAAAAGGACUAAUUAUCAUCAAAAUGUUAUUCUUGAUUGCAAAUUACAAUCAAAAGUCAUGACCAGAUCCUUGUUUUAGUCUGUAAUGCAGCCAUGUUCCAAUUUCUUGCUUUUAGUCUUGACUCCAGAUAUUAAAAUAUAUGUCUACUCACUGAAAUUCA